Nanorana parkeri is the source of this 1916-nucleotide messenger RNA. It is a transcript of the gene SLC35F1, whose product is annotated as solute carrier family 35 member F1. Gene Ontology annotation, cellular component: membrane. The transcript has 9 exons. Bases 61 to 1239 code for a protein of 392 amino acids. Gene Ontology annotation, biological process: transmembrane transport. The record is from RefSeq and is a predicted model, not a curated record. Gene Ontology annotation, molecular function: transmembrane transporter activity. Lineage: Eukaryota; Metazoa; Chordata; Amphibia; Anura; Dicroglossidae.
UCACCUCUCCAAGCUCACUCCUGCAGAAGAUGCGCCCUGUCUUCUGACACUGCAACAGCGAUGAUUCCCGAGCAGUCCAACCAUGUCGUGUCCACCAUCGAGAACCUGCCGGCGGAGAGCAUCUCCAGCAGCCCCGGCCCUGUGCAGAGGAUCAGGAAAUUGUUUAACAGGGAAAUGCUGCUGUCUAUUGCUCUGGGACAAGUGCUCUCCCUACUUCUCUGUGGAAUAAGACUCACAAGCAAAUAUCUGUCAGAAGAUUUUCAUGCCAACACACCUCUCUUUCAGAGUUUUCUUAACUACAUCCUUCUAUUCCUGGUUUAUACAACUACUUUGGCUGUAAGACAAGGGGAAGAAAAUUUGUUGGCGAUAUUGAAAAGAAGAUGGUGGAAGUAUAUGUUCUUAGGCAUUAUUGACAUAGAAGCAACAUAUUUAGUGGUCAAAGCACACCAAUAUACCACCUUUAUUAGCAUACAGUUGCUAAACUGUUUUGUCAUCCCCGUGGUCAUAUUACUAUCAUGGUUUUUCUUGCUGGUCCGAUAUAAGGUCUUGCAUUUCAUUGGUGCUGUAGCGUGUAUCCUAGGAAUUGGAUGCAUGGCAGGAGCUGAUGUUCUUAUGGGAAGACAACAAAAGGAGGUUGAGUUUUACCCGGGUGAUAGUAAACUCAUUGGGGAUGUUCUGGUUCUUGGAGGUGCCACUCUGUACGGCAUUUCUAGCGUAUCCCAGGAAUACAUUGUUAGAAACCUCAGCCGGAUUGAGUUAUUGGGCAUGAUCGGACUUUUUGGAUCCUUCUUCAGUGGCAUACAGCUAGCAAUAAUGGAACACAAGGAGUUGUUAAAGGUACCUUGGGACUGGCAAAUAGGGCUGCUCUAUGUGGGAUUCACAGCCUGCAUGUUUGGCUUGUAUAGUUUCAUGCCAGUGGUUAUAAAGAAAACCAGUGCAACUGCAAUCAACCUUUCCGUCUUAACGGCAGAACUCUACACAUUUUUCUGCGGUCUCUUUUUAUUCCAUUAUAAGUUUUCAGGACUUUAUCUUCUGUCCUUUGGCACAAUUCUGCUGGGACUGGUGCUGUAUUUCUCCACAACAACCUACGUGGCCCAAGAUCCCCGAGUGUAUAAGCAAUUCCGCAACCCAUCAGGACCUGUUGUAGAACUGCCAGCUAGUGCACAACUGGAGCCCUCAGUAACAUAUACCAGCUUAAGUCAAGAAACAGAAGAAGAACCACGUGUUAGAGUUGCCUAAAGCCAAGCAUUUGUCACCUGUUAAGGUUUCAGUGGCAUCUGUUUGUCCAUUAUCUCUGUUUUGUGCAUAGAGAAAAGAUUUUACCAGGUACUGUCACAAGAAGGGGCUCAGAAGCAGGAGCAUGAAAAAAGGUUUGACAAGGAUGCAAGAAAUACCAACCAACGGCAGACUCAGAAACACCUGGAGUCAUUAUUUUGCCAGCACUAUUUAUUCUUGAGUGUAUAAUCAGAGGGUAAGAAAACGUUGGGAAAGGUGAUAUUACCUCAAAGUUUACUUUUGCACAUGUCUUCAUGUGGUAUAUUGCCAAGAUUUGUUUAUUUUCAUAAAAAUCAAAAAUUUCACUAUGUAGUUUUCACUGAAGAUUCCCCAUUUUACACAAUUAUGUGAUUGCCUAAUUAAAGCUACUUGAGUCUAAUUAAAUAAAUGACAUUCCUACUGGUGCACUGCCAGCUGCCUCUGCUCUUUAGCCCAGGCACACCUGCAAUCAUUUAGACUGUUGGUGGCAUUAUAAAUUCCUUGCUGAAUUUUUGUAAUAUGUUAGGUUUUUAUGACUUUUUGUAUCUUCCAGUUGCCAAGUAAAUUAUAUCUUUUUUUCCCCUCGCUUUAACUUUGGUUUAACAUGAUUCAAAGCAGCUAAACAUGGCUUUGUCCAACACAGGGCUAUUAAAAACCGAUAU